AUGCUUUUGGAAGAUCAGUCGUUGAUAAAUCUACGGCACUCGGAGAGAUUCAAGAUCCUUUCUGACCUUAUCAGUUGCCGCAAGGGCUGGGCAGAACUAGUUCCGCGUCAAGUCGUCGACUUUAGUCAACCACUUGGUGCAUCGACCCUACGCAAAGCUUUUGCUUUGACUAUCUUGGCCCGAAAAGAAGGCCUUGUUUUGAAACCUGAUGAGCCAUAUUUCGACUUCGCAGAUCAACGACGAAAGUUUUCCAGUUGCUGUAUCAAGCUCAAGAAGGAAUAUAUUGGGAACUUUGGAGAUGUUGGCGACUUUGCGGUUCUCGGUGCCAAGUACGAACCAUCAAAGGCUUUGGCCUACCGGAUCCCGGGGUUGAAAUGGACACAUUUCUAUGUUGGCUGUCUCGACAAUAGAGAAGCGGUUAAAAGCUGGAAAGCUAAACCAGAGUUUACAAUCGUUAACGUUGUCGAACUCAACGAAACCCUUCUCAGGGAGGUCGUUACUUACUCAAACCCUGAGCCUGUUGCCCCGAGAGAGAACAAGGUGAUCAUACUCAAACAGGCUCCUGGCAUUGAACAAGGGUCUCCUCCUACCGUUGUAUUCACUAAGCCUUUGAUGUUCGAUCUGAAAUGUUUCAGCUUCGAUAGAGUAGGAAAUACUGGAUUUUGGAGUUUGCGAUUUCCCUCAGUGACAAAAGUCCACUUUGAUCGAGACUUCACUGACACAAUGUCGUUCGGGCAGUUGCAAGAUUUGGCCAAGAAUGCAACUACAGCUUCUGAGCUCGAGGACAGUCAGGAGAACUUGCAGUGGAUUGCAAAGCUAGAGGCAGCCGACCCACGCGGCAUUGCAGUUGACGCUGCCAGCCAACUAACAGCGACGACUUUUCCAACGCCAUCACCUCGAAAAUCAACCCAGAACACAACAUCUACAUGGUCUCCCACUUCCCCAUUAGUAACAAGGUCAACAGGCGGCAACCAAGUCAGCCCCUGCCGUGAGAAGUCCGAACGAUCACGCCCUUUAGGGUUGCCUAAUAUCGUGCAAACGUUGCCUACAACCUUUGUGCCUCCCGCUUCGUCUGCACAGCCUGUUGUUCAACCCUCUGCAAGGCAGAAACGCGAUCCGCCAACUUCACAACCGGCAUCGCCACGCAAGCGCCUUAAGUCAGACACCGAACCACCAGUGAAACACAAGCGCCUGCUCAACAACGCAAACAACUCACAACCACGCGAGCCUCUCAGCGACAUACCUCACAAUUCACGAUCUCAAACCAACAUGUCUGAUGACGGACUUGUUUGUUGUGCUGAUGAGCUCGAAUUUGAACUCGAAUUUGAUGGAGAUCAGCCAAUGGACAUCUUCUUUGGCAUGACCAUCGAAGCCGAUCAUGACGCUGGCAGUGAACUUGAGACCGAAACAGAGCCUCGUUAUGAGAAACCAGUAGUCGGCAAGGACGUUGCGCUCGCUGAAAUGGACGAGGACGAGAACGAGAAGAGCAUUCACGGAUGCGUCUACGUGGACGACGAUUGUGCAUUCGCCAUGGCAGAAGUGCUGAUUUCGCCUGGACUCCUCGAAAAUGCAAAGGUCAAGACACUCUUUGAGCUACACGGAAUUGGCGACCCAGUCGAGAACAUCGAUGCUUGGCUCGAGAGGGAGAAGCGUGGCCUGGACAGGGAGGGAAGAGCGCCCGUCACUGACAUCACCAAGAUUUACCUUUUGUGCCGAUCUAACGACCAAGAGGAAACAAAGGCUCUCCUUGACAAGAUUAAAGAGAUGCGAGAGACUAUUCCGUCCGGACAGCGGAACUGGAUUCAUGUAUACGACUGGCGCGUUCUGGAACAUGUGACCAUCAUGGAAGAUCCCUCUAUCUUGCCCAAGGACUAUGACGGCUUUCCUACCCCAUGGUGUCGCUGGCGUAUUGGGGCUGGGCUUAUCUAA
This is a messenger RNA of Fusarium coffeatum, 1929 nucleotides long. RefSeq lists its product as uncharacterized. Bases 1 to 1929 code for a protein of 642 amino acids. The transcript has a single exon. Gene Ontology annotation, biological process: DNA recombination; lagging strand elongation; DNA repair. Gene Ontology annotation, cellular component: nucleus; mitochondrion. The record is from RefSeq and is a predicted model, not a curated record. Gene Ontology annotation, molecular function: DNA ligase (ATP) activity; ATP binding. Lineage: Eukaryota; Fungi; Ascomycota; Sordariomycetes; Hypocreales; Nectriaceae.